AUGGCUGAAACCGCAACCUCGCCCGCCCCUGCGGCGGCGGAUAAGGGUCAUGUUCGACCUGCCAAGCCUGAUGAGAACCUCUUCAAGGAGGAGCUUGCAAAGGCCGAGAAGGACCACAAGGCUUCAAUGGACCGUUUGGCUGCUGUCAAGGCUAAGAUUGACAUUGCUAUGCCAAACAAGAACAAGGACCAGCCCAGCCCUACCCAAAAGCGACGACAAGAGCUUAUUGCUCAGGCCAACGAGAUUCGACAGAAGCAGGCCGGCGGAAAGAACGCCCGCACUUCUAAGCUCGACCAGAUCAAGCGCCUCGAUGAGCAAGUCCGAAGCCGAAUCAAUGAGCAGAAGACAGCAAAGGCCAAGGUCCCCUACAAGAACCUUGAGGAGGUCGACGCCCAGAUUGCUUCCCUGGACAAGCAGGUCAACUCCGGCACAAUGAGAUUGGUCGAUGAGAAGAAGGCCUUGUCUGACAUCUCCAGCCUGCGUAAGGUCCGCAAGAACUUCGGUCAGUUCGAGGAUUCUCAGAAGCAGAUUGACGACCUCCGCGCCAAGAUCAAGGAGAUCAAGGACAGCAUGGAUGACCCUGAGCAGCGAGCUCUCUCCGAUCAGUACAACAAGAUCCAGGCUGAGAUUGACACCAUCAAGGCUGAGCAGGAUGAGGCCUACAAGGGUCUUUCCAGCCUCCGUGAUGAGCGUACCAAGCUCCAGGCCGAGCAACAGGAGAAGUACACUGCCAUCCGCAAGCUUAAGGAUGAUUACUACGGACAAAAGAAGGCUUACCAAGCCUACGAUCGUGAGGCUCGUGAGCGUUACCGUGAGAAGCAAAAGGCUGAGCAGGAGCGUUACCACCAGGAGCGCAAGAAGGCCGAGGCUGAGCGCCGUCUGGGUGAUGCCAGCGACCCUGCCUACCUCGAUGAGAUCCGCCGCGCCAACAGCUUGCUCCAGUUCCUCGACCCUAACCACAAAGUUGAGAAGGGCCCUCUCAUGGCCGAUACUGGUCUCGGUGCUCAGGCCCAGCGAACUGUUGAUGAAUCUUCUCUUAAGGGUACUAAGCUCCUCAGCAAGAAGGACCGUGAGGAGGAGUACGCUCCUGCUGUGAAGAAGGGCAAGAAGGGCAAGAAGGCUGGUACUGGUGGUUCAUCCAACAAGUUCAGUGUUCCCCCAGCCGUUGUAGAGGACUGUGCUGCCAUGGGCAUCGACCCCCCUAUGAGCGCCGCAGAUAUCCCCGAUGUUACUGAGAAGGUCCGCGCCAAGCUUGAUUUCUGGAAGAACGACCAAGAGGCCCAGACCCAACGUAACAUUGAGAAGGCUAAGAAGGAGAUCGCUGAGCUCGAAGCCGCUGAGUCUAACGGUGAUAAGGUCGAACAGGCUACUUCGGAGCUGAAGGAGACCUCUAUCGCCGAUAAGGAGGAGUCGUAA
This is a messenger RNA of Fusarium sp. VM40, 1416 nucleotides long. The record is from the annotation of a GenBank genome assembly. Lineage: Eukaryota; Fungi; Ascomycota; Sordariomycetes; Hypocreales; Nectriaceae.